Messenger RNA from Lytechinus variegatus (green sea urchin), 3015 nucleotides. Its product is annotated as ras-related protein Rab-40C-like. The coding region runs from base 503 to 1321 and encodes 272 amino acids. The record is from RefSeq and is a predicted model, not a curated record. Gene Ontology annotation, molecular function: GTP binding; GTPase activity. Lineage: Eukaryota; Metazoa; Echinodermata; Echinoidea; Temnopleuroida; Toxopneustidae. Gene Ontology annotation, biological process: protein localization to plasma membrane; intracellular signal transduction. The transcript is spliced from 5 exons. Gene Ontology annotation, cellular component: endosome; synaptic vesicle; plasma membrane.
AUUACAGAUUUUUGGAAACGAGGUUGCUGGAUGAAUAUUGACAAUGCAAUAUUUCAUUCGAGCUAACUUCAGAGAAGAAAACCUUGAAAACAUGAUUGUUUGUAGCGUUUUCCAUGGAUCAACGGAUCCUUUGCCAUGUUGUUUUAAUGACAUUUGCAAUCACCGAGGACUCUAGCUGUUCGUUUUAUCACGACCAUUGGAUAUUUUUGUCUGGAAAAGGUAGAAACUGAUCGAUAUAUUUUUGAUCGUGUACGGGAGGAUCAUUUUCUACAGGAGGCACACGGCUCUUCCAGCGGAAGGCUGUAGCAUCAAUAGCCCGUAAUUGCUCCGAACGCUGCCGUGCGAAGAAGCUAGAGGGGAGUGGUUAGCCGUGGUUCUGCGGCUUUUUCGUCUCCUCGCAAUAAACAAACAAUCAUGAUUUGAUUACCAUCUUUUAAUAAAUCUUACAACAUUUUCGAAAAUUUUUGGUUUCUUCCAAGUAGGUCAUAACUUGGUAGAAAUUAUGGAGAGUCCUCCCAGCUCUCCAUCUGCCCGAUCUUAUGAUUAUUUGCUGAAGUUUCUCCUUGUUGGCGACAGCGAUGUUGGGAAAGGUGAAAUCAUGGGAAGGCUUGAUGACAGCGACAGUGAACCUGGAUCACCAUAUUAUGGCAAUAUUGCCACAGGCAUUGAUCACAAGACGACAACCAUAUUAUUGGAUGGCAAGAGGGUGAAAUUACAACUAUGGGAUACAUCAGGCCAAGGUAGAUUCUGUACCAUCCUCAGAUCCUACUCACGUGGCGCUCAGGGCAUUCUACUGGUCUAUGACAUCACAAACAGGUGGUCCUUUGAUGGCAUAGCAAGGUGGAUCAGAGAAAUCGAUGAGCAUGCACCAGGGGUUCCCAAGAUCCUGGUUGGCAAUCGUCUUCAUCUUGCCUUCAAGCGUCAGGUUAGCGGUGAGGAGGCCCAGGAGUACGCAAUCAGGAAUGACAUGGCAUACUUUGAGGUCAGCCCACUAUGCGAUUUCAACGUGACAGAGUCGCUGACGGAACUCUCGCGUCUGGUGCUCAAGCGUAACGGCAUGGAGAGGUUAUGGAGGACAAAUAAAGUGUUGAGUCUGCAGGACUUCUGCUGCCGGACGAUUGUUAACUGUACUUCCACCUACUCCAUAGACAAACUACCCAUCCCUAUGACCCUUCGAUCACGGCUCAAGUCCUUCGCGGAUGCCAAUCACAUGCACAGAUACAUGCUGCCCCCGCCAGACAUCCGCUCCAAGAAGCGCAGGACGAUACUUAACGCUCAGGACCCGCCGUAUUCAGCGCGAAAGAGCUGCAUAGUGUCAUGACAACGGGGUUGCCAGUGGCUCAGCAGAUUCGGUGCCCGGCGCCACUGGACAAAAUGAACGUUAUUGAGACGAAACACUUCCUUUGGUUGUGGGAAGAGCGCCAUCCAGUUUUAUAUACUCACUGCAAUAUUGUUCUAUGAGUAAACCUAUUCCAACUUUUUGCCAUUGGAAUUUAUCCUUGCAUUUUUGUAUUAGCUUUUAUAGAAAUUUUGUGUCCAUUGAUUAUUUGAGAAUGAAUAUUGGUGAAUUUGUGUUUUUGUAGUCGACCUCCUGCAUACUGUAAAUGUUAAUGCAUUUUUACAUUGGAAAAAUUUGUGAUACAGUAUUGUUAUUCCUCUUUUAUUCUAUCCUUCCUAUUUCAGACUAUGUCUUUGGUACUAGUUGUGACUUUUACCUUGACAAUCUUUCACUAUAUGAGAAAAACUCAAUAUAAUGCAUACAAACAACAAAUGCUCUUAAAAUUGUAUGCUUUUCCUGACAUAGCAAUUUGUAUUGUACAAAGUGUGAUGAAGGAGAACUUUAACCACAUGAUAUAGCUGGUUUUAAUGAAAUAAGAAUAUAAUAGACUUUUUGUGAAAAUUUGACAAAAAAUCCAUCAAGGCAUAAAGACAAAGAAAAUUAUUUUCUCUGGAGAAUGAAUUAAUUACAUUGGUCGUUCCCUGCUGGUAUUCCUCAUCUGCAAGAAACCUUUUUUUUCUUCAAUUUUUGAAAUAGGAAUGGUUUGGCUUUAAACAAACUUAAAGACCAAAGCAAUUUUGGGUGUGAAAAAUAUAGGUUUUGAUAAAAUGAAUUUUAUAGAUUUCAUAGUCCAUGGUUACAUCACUUUUAUUUUCAUCCAUCAUUAUUUUAAAUAUCAAGUUAUAACAUGAUAUAGAAUAUGGUCAUCAUGAUAACUGCAUUUUUACAUUAUAGUAUCUAACAUCAAUGUGAAAAUGCUUGUCACAUUGUUAUGUUGUUACUACUUAAAUAUGCAAGCAAAUUGAACAGGGUUAUAUGUGAUAAGAAUUUUUGUAGACAUGACCUUUUUUUACAUUGGAUAUUGUAUUAUUUUUUUUAUGUAGCACAUGCAUGUAUCAUUUCUUCAUGCUUAUAUCAUUUACAAACCCAGGUAGUAACCUCCCCCCACCAAGUAACCUCCCCUUCCCCUCACCCAUUUCUCCUACCCCCAUCGUAAGCCCAAGACAAGGUAUUUUUCCAGUCCAUGUCAAACUCGUCUUGAGAAUUUUUUUUCAAUGAUAGCAGUGGAAUCUGUUUUCUGAUAAGGUUGAAAUACAGCUUCAUUUUAUGCCAAUUAUUUCAUUGGAAUCAUAGCAAUAGAGGCAGGUUUGAAUCAUUUUUAAUUUUAUGAUAUACAUCAGACAAUCUUUUUCACAUCUUUCUAAAGAGAAAAAAUAGCUUAAUCUUCAGUUUAUGCAGGAUAUAUGCUUCUUUCCAAUAGUCUUGCAUGAUAUGUUUAUAUCAGAUUUGCAUAAGGCUCUUUGCCUAAAAGUUAGAGCAGCAUCUUUCCCACAGGAAUCCCGCAAUCCUCUUUUCAUCACCAAUCCUCACAUUUCGUCAGAGUCAAUACAAUGGGUGAUUUCAAGUCCGAUGUUGGCGUUAGUUUUGGUGUUGGAAGCACAAUUUGGAUUGCUUCCCCUAGCUCUAAAACCUAUUCUGAGUUUGUAAAACUGAUCCAGGUCACAACUAGUGAGUGA